AUGGACCUCCUCCAACCGAAGACUUUUGGGCCCGACCCUUGAGGAACUAAAGGCUCUCUGAGCAGUGCCUUCUCCCUAUUUCCCCCUCCCUUUCCCCCCACCACCUUACCAUUCCUUGCAUCCACACAACACCAUGAUCCUCGCCUGGUUUGGCUUCCACAGUUUCCUGCUCCGUCUCUCCAACCAUCCCAGGUGGGGUCGUUGUGACACGGGUCUUUGCCAACAACACUUUCUCCUCUGGCUUUUGCUCCUUUGUUUGCCCUGCUGUGUCCAGCCAAGUACUUUUAAGGUGGGCGUGAUGGGCCCCUGGACCUGUGACUCCAUCUACGCCAGCGCCUACCCUGACACAGCGGCCCAGUUGGCCGUUUCUCGCAUCAACAAAGACCCAACGAUCAACCAGGGCUACUGGUUUGAUUACGUCCUCCUCAACGAAGACUGCCAGACGUCGAAGGCCCUGGUGGGCUUCGUCAACUCCGAACGUUACGCCUCUGGGUUUGUAGGCCCCGUCAACCCCGCUACCUGCGAGGCGGCCGGGUUGUUGGGAAAAGCCUGGAACAAGCCGAUCUUCUCCUGGGCUUGCUUGACCGAUGACGCGGAGGUGGAGCGUUUCGGCACCUUUGCCCGCCCGUUGCCGCAGGCCUCCGCGGUGCUCUAUACCGUGCUCAAGUACUUCCGGUGGGCGCACGUUGCCGUGAUCACCUCUGAGCAGGACUUCUGGGUGGAAGCCGGCCAAGGAUUGGCGGAGUCGUUGCGCAACUUUGGCCUCCCUGUCACUGUAGUGACCACCAUGGAAAAUGAACCUGAUGGGGCACGGGAUGCCCUCCGUAGGAUACAGAGAACUUAUGAUGUACGAGUGAUUGUCAUGUGUAUGCACUCUGUCCUGCUGGGUGGGGAGGAGCAGCGCACCCUACUGGAGAAGGCCGAGGAGCUGCGCAUGACAGAUGGGACCUACGUUUUCAUCCCUUACGAUACCCUGACUUACAGCAUGCCCUACCAGAAAGAGGCCUAUACUAUGCUGGACGACAGCAUCAAACUGCGGCUGGCCUACGAUGCGGUGCUCACCAUCACCAUUGACUCUCCGGAACGCUCCUUCCGACAGGCCUUCAGGGAGGCUCAGGAAAAAAGGGAAAUCCCUGGUCAUCUUGAUGCUGACAAGGUGCAUCCUCUGUUUGGUACCCUUUUCAACUCCAUCUACUUCCUCGCCAAAGCCGUGGAGAGCACCCGUAAGGCCGGCAAGUGGGUGAUGGGCACCAGCAUCGCGGAGAACACCAAAGACUUUGAGCUGGAAGGCUUUAGUCAGCCACUGUCAGCCGAUGAAUAUGGAGAUGCCUCGGUCCCCUAUGUCAUCUUGGACUCGGACGGCAAGGGCAACCGCCUCUGGCCUACCUAUAGGGUGGACAUUGCCGCCGGCACCUUACGCUAUGCUGGGCACUCUGUCCAUUGGCCGCACAGUUCCACUCCCGAUUCAGACUCCAGCUGCUGGUUUGACUCCGUCACCAUCUGCACUGGGGGGGUAGGCGCUGGUUUUGUCAUCUUCCUUUUCCUUCUGGUGAUCCUCUUGGCUGCAGGUGGAGCCGCUCUUGCAUAUUAUCUUAGGCGUAAGUUUCAGCAUGCCCAACUGAUGAAAGGGCCCAAUAAAAUCGUUCUGACCAUGGAUGACUUGACCUUCAUUAACACUGGAAGCAGCAAGAAGAGGAUGAACGAAAGCCGCCCCAGUCUUCUAGGAAAGAGCGUAUCUGACAUGAAGAGCCUCAAAAGCGUGGCAGCUCAUCCAGAAAAUACAAACGUCGCUGUGGUAGAGGGAGACUGGGUGUGGCUGAAGAAAUUCCCAGGGGAAAAGCACACUGAAAUCAAACCUGCCACUAAAACGGCAUUUUGCAAGCUCCGGGAUCUGCGACAUGAAAACGUGAACCUUUUCCUGGGCUUCUUCCAUGACUGUGGGAUCUUUGCCAUCGUCUCAGAGCACUGCACCCGUGGGAGCCUUGAGGAUCUCAUCCACAAUGAGGACAUGAAGUUGGAUUGGAUGUUCAAGUCAUCGUUGUUGCUGGAUCUUAUAAAGGGGGUGAAAUAUCUACACCUUCAUAAUUUUCCACACGGGCGGCUGAAGUCUCGGAACUGUGUGGUGGACGGCCGCUUUGUCCUCAAAGUCACGGAUCAUGGAUAUAAUGAGCUGUUGGAGGCCCAGAAGGUCGCAAGAGAACCACAGAAGCCUGAAGAGCGACUGUGGACCGCACCAGAGCUGUUGCGGGACCCAGCACAGGAACGAAAAGGCACUAUUCGUGGAGAUGUGUACAGUAUCUCCAUCAUUAUGCAGGAAGUUAUAUGCCGGGCACCUCCCUUCUGUAUGCUGGAUAUGAGUCCUGAAGAGAUCAUCCAGAAAGUGGAGAAGCCGCCACCGCUCUGCCGGCCCUCUGUCUCUAUAGACCAAGCUCCGAUGGAGUGUAUUCAGCUGAUGAAACAGUGCUGGAGUGAGCAACCUGAAAAAAGGCCAAAUAUCAAUCAGAUUUUUGACCAGUUUAAGAACAUCAACAAAGGUCGGAAGACAAACAUCAUUGACUCCAUGUUACGCAUGUUAGAGCAGUACUCCAGCAACUUGGAGGACUUGAUCCGGGAACGAACGGAAGAGCUGGAGGUUGAGAAGCAGAAGACGGACAAGUUGCUUACACAGAUGCUACCCCCUUCGGUGGCAGAGGCCCUGAAGACGGGAGCACCGGUGGAACCAGAGUACUUCGAGGAAGUGACUUUGUACUUCAGUGACAUCGUGGGCUUCACCACGAUCUCUGCCAUGAGUGAGCCCAUCGAGGUGGUUGAUCUUCUCAAUGAUCUCUACACUCUCUUCGAUGCCAUCAUCGGCUCCCACGAUGUCUAUAAGGUGGAGACCAUUGGCGAUGCCUACAUGGUAGCUUCCGGGCUGCCCAAACGCAAUGGCAACCGGCAUGCAGGUGAGAUUGCCAAUAUGUCGCUGGACAUCCUCAGUGCUGUUGGCACCUUCCGGAUGCGUCACAUGCCAGAGGUGCCCGUACGGAUUCGCAUUGGCCUGCACUCAGGGCCUUGUGUGGCUGGUGUCGUGGGACUAACGAUGCCACGAUACUGUCUCUUUGGGGACACGGUCAACACUGCUUCACGGAUGGAGUCUACGGGCCUUCCUUAUCGGAUCCACGUCAACAUACGCACAGUUGAGAUCCUCCAUUCUCUCAAAGAGGGCUUCAAGUUGGAUAUUCGGGGGAAAACAGAGCUCAAGGGAAAAGGCAUCGAAGACACAUAUUGGCUUACAGGCCGCCAAGGCUUUAAUAAGCCCAUUCCCACACCCCCUGACUUGAUUCCAGGUGCGAGCAACCACGGGAUAAGCUUGGAUGAGAUCCCUGCAGAGCGAAGGAAGAAGCUAGAGAAAGCACGCCAAGGUGGAACAUGAGGCUAGUGGUGACCGAGCUCCACAAGAUCGGUGGCCUGCAUUCGCUCGCACUUUCUGACUGAUUCUGAUGAGGCCUUUCGUACAGAUGGCAGGCCAGUAGGCAGCAGGAACAACCCUUCUAGGAGAGGGGGUGAAUCAGCCGUGGGCGUGGGAUGGGCUCCCAGCCUCCUUUCCCCUCAGCUAUCCUGCUUUAAAAAACACACACACAAAUCAACCAACCCAGACAAACAUGGGGUUAUCCUCUUCACCUCCACGCACUGCAUAUCGUCCUCUGUGACUCUCGUUGGCGAGGCCAUGUGAUCCAGUUUCAGCCAUCUAAGAUUUGCUGUUCGCUCUCCAUCGGGAAAAAAAAGACACAACAGCCAGCUGCCAAGUUGGGACUUUGGCCAACUCGGACUCUGCCCCUUGGGCUCUGACCUAAAGAACCAAGCCCACUGGGGGACUCUGGUCGACCCAAGACAGGCUGUGGUUGACUCUUCUUUCUCAUUAAAGGUUCUGCUUCGUUCUUGCAAGGCUUGGAUCUCGGACUGCCAUAUUAAUAAGCAAGAGGAGACUGUUCCAUUAUCUCUCAAGUGGUGUUCUUGCUUUCGGAAAAGACCAGGGCUGAGCGAUAGCGCUUGUCGUUCCUUUGUGGCAAAUGAUGCUUGAAGAUGGAGAGGUGGCUCGAAGGAGUUACAUGUCCCAUCACCAGCAGUGGAGCGGUCCAGUUGCUGUCCCGGGCUUUGAUGCUGCCCUGCCGAUACUGGACCAGGAGACACAGGGAGGGGUUCAGGGUGAAGCAGCGAGAAGCUUUCUUCUCGGACAAAGCAGUUCAGCAUGGGAGGCUGGCCUUUGAGGAAGGGACCUCAUGCUCCUGUUUUUGGAGAGCAGGGCUAGAUUCCAUGCAGGGAUUAAAUUCAGAGGUUGAAAAGGUGCCCCAUGAGAUUUAAUUGAGGAUGGACCACUGCACAGAGCCACCACGUUUAGGCACCUUCCGAUACCUCUUCGGGAAUUCAGCUCACCUGGAGAACCACAAGGGGCAGUCUUCCCCCUAAAAAUAUUUAUAUGGCAGUCAAAAAUUGGUUUUCUUAAAGGGCUGAUUUCCUGAUACAGAGACCCCUCCAAACCAAAGGCUUUUAAGAACAGCAGAACACCAAACCUGCGUUCGGGUGAGGACAUUUACGAAUGGAUAUAUGCAUCCCUUAGCUUUCCUGAUGGAGGCCCUGAAUCUCCCAAACAAGGCCUACACAUAAGAAUAUACGUUUUGUUUGAAGAUGUGUGUUUGAUCUACAUUUUAAACAUGUCUGGUUGGUCCCCCCCUUUUUUUUUUUUUUGAAAAAGGAUGGUUUAUAAUUAUCAUUUUCUUGUUAAGAUGAUGCUUGAUCAUUUUUAGUCUUCAGGCUCAAAUAAGAAUUUCAAAGGGAUAGCUGGACUUAAUCCUCAGGGCAACCUACAAUCGUCUAUUUUUCUCCGGGUUUCAAAAGUGCGCUAAAUAUGUCCAGUAAAACAUUUCCACGAAUUUAAUCUGCAGGAAAAUUUAAAAAAAAAACGUUCAAAGAUAUGUCACCAGGUGGUUUUCUUACAGUGAUGUACGGAGACAACCUGUUUGAGCAGAACAUCUGUAUGAAAGAUUUAAAUUCUUUAAAGGGAUGUUUGCUAUUUGUCACCAGACAAAAUUUCUAUUUUUUUUUAAGGGGUAGGUGAGUGGUAAAUGCCCACCGUUUCCUCACUGGACCUAGAUUGGCCAGCCCCGAAACUUGUCUAUCAUUUUCAUAGACUGUGUAAAAAUUGUAUUUUUUUCUUUCUUCUUAUCAUUGACAGUGUUUGGCUAUUUUAUUUGUGUGUGUGU
Pogona vitticeps (central bearded dragon) is the source of this 5240-nucleotide messenger RNA. Lineage: Eukaryota; Metazoa; Chordata; Lepidosauria; Squamata; Agamidae. The record is from RefSeq and is a predicted model, not a curated record.